GUCCCGCCAGGAAGCGCGCUCGGUGGCCAUGAGCAAGAGGAAACAGGUCUCCUACGUGCGGCCGGCCGAGCCCGCCUUCCUCAGCCGCUUCAAGUGUCAGGUCGGGUAUCGGGAAGGCCCCACGGUGGACACCAAGAGAGAGCAGCUUCCACCUGUGGAUGAUGACAGUGACAAGGAAGAUGAGCAGCCUCAAGUGGUGACACUGAAGAAAGGGGACUUGACUGCGGAAGAAGCAAUGAAAAUUAAACAGCAAAUCAAAGAGGCCUUAAAGUCAAAAGAAUCAGAUGAUGAACCAGAACCUGCGGAUGGAAAAAUUUUGUUCAGGAAACCAGCCAAACGUUCAUCAGAGAAGUGUUUGGACUUCAAUGUAAGCUCAAGUAAGAAGAUGAAAGAAGCAAAGAAAACGAAGACAGAAGCAACUACUUCUCAGAGUACAUCUAAGCAAGUAAAAAACAGCAGCCUUCUCUCAUUUGAUGAUGAGGAAAAUGAUGAUUAGGGGUUGUAUUUUUUUGUAUUUUACUUGACCUCCUAAAGACCUGAAUAACACUGAGGGCGUUCAUAGAAAUUGAAGCAUGGUAUCUAAGUCUUCUCUUACUUUGUUAUAAUCCAGCUAGAGAAGAAUAGUAUAAAAUUAGCAAGAGCUAAGUCUUUGCAGUUGGAACUGUAUGUCAUGGCUUUAUUUUAAAAGAGAAUUUAACCAUGUAUGUAAAAGCUAUUUGAGGUCACAAAUGAGUAGCAAAAUAUACCUGUAUAUAUUCAACUUAAAAAUUUUCAAUCAAUCCAUCUUAAAAUGCCCUCCAUGACUAAAAUGUAUUUCCUCUAUAUUGAAUAGUCUUAGUUGACAGUUAUGUGAUUUUUAUCUGUUAUUAUUGACAUUCAAGAGAGACACUUCAUUGCUGUGAAACAGAGACUGGAGUUUUCUGUCUUAUAGCUUAACAAAAGUUUGCACAACCUUUGCAUUUGUGAUUUGCAAGAUUAGCUCUUUGCAGAGCCUUGCAGUAAAUGAGGCUGCAGUUGCUAAAGUCAUGUAGUCUUGAUCCUGUCUUUGGUGAAUGCAGUCUAAGAAACAUCAAAUUCAAUUUGAAUUGGUUGUGAUAGCAAGGUAUAAAGACUUUGUUUCUAGUUGAUGGUAUCAACUAAUGCAAAAUAAGCCCAAACUGUUGGAGAUUGUGCACUUUGGUUUUGAUACCGAUGAGCUCAGUGGAUUUGUGGUGUUUUGGGGUUUUUUUUAAAGUACAUUUGUUCAGUUAGCUACUUAUGUGUUCAUAAUUAUUUGAGAUCUCAGGCAGCUUGUUUAAAAAAAUAUAUUUCAUCUUUAAGCUGUGGAAAAGCAUUAAUUUAGCUUUCUUCAAGUAGGGAGGAAGUUGUAAAUAGGGAAUUUAAAUGAAGAAACACCAUAGCUGUGUGUGUGUGUUGGUUUGAUAGUUUCUGGGGCAGACACUCCAAAAUGAGUUACUGACCCUUUUAGUUUUAACUGCUCCCCUUUUACCAGUAAGCAGAGAUGAAAACAGGAACAUAUAAGUGAGAAAAUAACAGUUUACUAAAGAAAUUAAACAGCAACAGGCAGGAUAACAGUCAUCACUAGGUAAAAGGUGCUGAAUCCCACGGACUGCUCGGGAGGAAAGAAAACAAGAUGGCAGAGAAACUCCUGCUGAAAAUAUUGGCCUCCAUAGAAGACCACGUGGUUCAGGGAACAAAGACAAGCUGGUGAAGAAAACCCUUCACCUGACCAUGUAGAGGAGAGAGAACAAAGGGAAAAAAACCACCACAGCAUUUGAAACUGUAAUUAUAAAAGUCCCUCUUCCCCAGACAGCAACCAACGAGGAACAAGGACAAAACAAAAAGAAACCUGGACUCCAGACCCAGUCAAAUGCUGCUAAUCCAUUUGCUCCACAUCACCUGGCAGCAGCUCCACCAAUGGUGGCAGCUGGAACUGGUCAGUGGAUGGAACUCAUGGAGGGACUUGACCUCCUCCUCAGCAGAAGAUGAGAGGCAGAUGCCUGGGGCAGCCUGAGCCCCAUGCCCUCUCGCUGCAGCUGAGCACUGCUGGGGGGCUGGAGUGACUGUAUGGAGCAGGUGCUGUUCUGUUUUGCCCAUUGUGGUGCCGUGGCUGGCUGUCCCAGGUGACAGCAAUGAAAAAGGAAGGAAAAAAGGUCUGAAAAGAAAAUCCUCCCUGGCCCAGAGACCAAAACAAAGGGGAGUUUCUGCCUUGUGCUGCCUCAGCUUCUCAGUAGCUAGCGGGAAUGAAAGAGAGGCCUGUGUGAAUGUUGUCCUAAUUUUAAAGGGAUCCUGGCAUCUCCUGCCUCCAUGAACCUGAGGCAAGAUCCUCCAGAUCUGCUUCUGACUCCCUAUGUCUUAAAGGGAGAGUAACAAUCUCAGGCAGAUGGCCGUAGAAAGAACAUGAUAAUUUCAGCAUCUUUUCUGUAAUAGGACAGAAACGACACUGAGAGCUGAUGGGAUUUGGGAGAACAAGGUGUGGAAAUGUGAUUUGUGACUUUGAAUUUAUUUGGAUGUAUGGUAUGUUCUGUAACCAUAGGAAACCAGUUCUGCUGCAUGACAGAACAUUUGAAAUUAUUUGGCCUGUAAAGCUUCAUUGAGGAGCAAAUUUCAACUUGCUGUGUGAAACAGCUGGUUUUAGUUAGGUCAUCUGGGAGUAAAUGAUAAAUUAUGCUUUCUUUUAAGUGGUCCAAAUAUACUUUAAUAAAAAUUUCAGUACAUGAAAUUAUUUUUUUUUGUCUCCUGGUAUUGGAGCCUCUUGUACCUGCUGCCUGUCUCCCCACACACCAGCUUCCUGCAGCAUUACAUCAAAUGCAAGUCUGCAAGCUGUUUCACACUGUUUGUGUGAGUACAUGUUACCCUGAUCUUGAAAAUGAAUGGAUCUGUUGUCCUUUCAGAAAACUGAAACCAGAUCUAGAAAUGGAUAUUAAAGUCUUGUUGCACUGGUCAUGAGAGAGGUGCUAUGUGACAACCUGAUUAUUCCCAUGAGGACAUGCUACAUUGGUAAAUACAUAAUUUAUCUGUAUUCUCUAUAUAAAAGAAGAAAAAAAUUUAAAGAAGUGCAGAACCAAACGUUUACAGGGAUUAGUAUUUCCAUUUAUUUUAUAUACUUUAAACUUGUUUGAAUCCAUUAAGAAUAUAUACAAAUAUAUAUGUACAUACCCAUGAGUAAUCUUGUAGCCUUCCAGCAAACAAAAGGAAUAUUUGGGCAUAUGUCAACAAUGGAGUAAAUACUCUGAUUUGAUGAGACUCGUCUGAAAGAAUGAAUUAACCAUUGGCUACUUACUUCAACUUUUCUGGUUCUGUUCAUCAGCAUAGAAAUGUAUUUGCUUACAUUUUUCUUCCAUAACCUGGAAGCUCAUGACUUGAGCUGUGAGACAGUUUAGGAGACAUGGCUAUUGAGAUAAAUGCUUGCCAAGGCCCAGAGGGCAUUUGGUUUUACCUUAAAAUUAGAGCAGUUGAUCUGGCCUGUUCAAAAUAAGAUUGAGAUCUUGUUUGAUUCUGGACAGUAAUUGCAUUUAAACAAAAAUUACCAUAUUUUGUGAAAGAAGCGGGAGACUGCCAGUAAAAGGAGGGUUACCUUAAAGUACGGAGUACAGUACGUCUGCUAAUUGAGUGUGGUACUUUUGCUUAAUCAUGUUUCUUGCUCUAGAACCUCAUGACAGAUGUCUGGAAUGCAAAUAAAUUGCAUUUACUUGGAAA
This is a messenger RNA of Sturnus vulgaris (Common starling), 3699 nucleotides long. Its product is annotated as KIAA1143 ortholog. Lineage: Eukaryota; Metazoa; Chordata; Aves; Passeriformes; Sturnidae. The record is from RefSeq and is a predicted model, not a curated record.